Messenger RNA from Dioscorea cayenensis subsp. rotundata (Guinea yam), 2416 nucleotides. Its product is annotated as protein NRT1/ PTR FAMILY 4.3-like. Bases 632 to 2335 code for a protein of 567 amino acids. The transcript is spliced from 5 exons. Gene Ontology annotation, biological process: transmembrane transport. Lineage: Eukaryota; Viridiplantae; Streptophyta; Magnoliopsida; Dioscoreales; Dioscoreaceae. The record is from RefSeq and is a predicted model, not a curated record. Gene Ontology annotation, cellular component: membrane. Gene Ontology annotation, molecular function: transmembrane transporter activity.
ACAUUUUGCUCCUCAUGUUCAUUUGAUUGAAAUUUAUCGGCAAGCGUGGAAAUGAUUGAUAUGUUUAGAUGUAAAUAUAAGGGUCAUGUUUAUAGAUACUAAACCAGGAACAUCAAUGCCAACAAAAACAAAUCAAUGCAUAGCUCAUGGGCAUUUUUAUAUUCUUUCAGUGGUUUUGAUACAGGUAGCUGGGGUCCUAUCUGCAUCAUCAACAGAGAAGUUGGUUGUAUUUAUAUAUCAAUUGGCUGCAUAUGACUUACUGAAUAUUAUUAUCAGACAGAGACAUUAGCAGCAAAUUUUAACAGCUUUGGUUCCUGCUAUUGUUUGCUUGAAUAUCAAAUUCAUGAAUUUUUAGACUGCCUCACUCCCCUAGUCUCUGUUGGCUUUCAAUAUUUAUUUGGAAACCUUGGACACAAUAAUCAAUCUUGCAAUUUUUCCUGCAAGAGGGCAUAUAAAAAGCAGAAAACAGCACAGCAGAAGUUGGCUUGUCACAACAGUGUUCAGGAAGUAGGUGGUGAUAGGUUUGUCCCAAUUUAAUUAAAGUAUCACUUCUUUUGGUCAAAAUUUAGCCUUUAAAAUAUCUAUGCUCUAGGGAUUGAUUGGUUCCUUUUCCUGAAUUUUGUGGUUAUAUAUGGAUGUGCAUCUGCAGAGAAACUUAAACUGGGCAACAAUGGCAGUUCAUGGCUUUGUUGAUUGGAAAGGCAAUCCAAUUAACAAGAAGCAACAUGGAGGAGUCAGAGCUGCUUGUUUCAUCUAUUUCUUGGUGGUGAUGCUGAACAUGGCUUAUGUGCCAAACAUGUUGACACUAGUAACAUACUUGCAUGGCACCAUGCACACUGGAGUUGCUAGCUCUUCAACCAUUGUCACCAAUUUUAUUGGUGCCACUUGUGCAUUUGCUCUUUUAGGGGCCUUUCUAUCUGAUUCAUAUAUCUCUAGACUCACAACCAUUUUCAUUUUUGGUCCUUUUGAGUUGUUGGGUUUUGGAUUACUGGCACUGCAAGCACAUUUCCCUUCGUUGCACCCACCAACUUGUGACCCUGAUGCACAAUCUAGUAAUUGCAGAAGUGUUCAUGGUUUCAAUUCGAUCUUGUUGUAUAUAGCAUUGUAUACCAUUGCACUUGGUGAAGGCUGCAUUCGGGCUUCCUUAGCGUCUCUAGGCGCAGACCAGUUCGACACUGAUGAUCCAAUUGAAUCAAGGCAAUGGUCUAGUUUCUUCAACUGGUUCACGUUUGGCAUCUCUUCUGGAGCAUUCUCAGGUUUGAUUCUCAUUGUGUGGCUUGAGGAUAACAAAGGUUGGGAUAUUGGGUUUGCUGUAGGUGCUCUUCUAGUACUGCUUGGAUUGUUAGUGUUAGCUUUCGGUUUUCCUUAUUAUCGCAACCAGAGACCGCAGGGAAGUCCUUUAACAAGAGUUCUUCAGGUUUUUGUUGUUGCAUUUAAGAACAGAAAACUCACUUUUCCUGAAACUUUGGAAGAUGUUAAACAAGAAGACACUUCACAAGAAGAAGUGAUCCCUCAAACCAAAGACUUUAAGUUCUUAGAAAAGUCAUCAAUCUAUCAAGGGAAAGCUGGAGGUUGGUCUUAUUGCUCAAUCAAUCAAGUUGAAGAAACAAAGAUCAUACUUAGAAUGAUACCAGUUUUGAUCAGCUCAAUUGUGGCAUACAUAACAACCCCACUACUCCUAACUUUUAGUGUACAACAAGGUGGUACAAUGAACACCAGAAUAGGCAAGAUUCACAUUGCCCCUGCAUCCCUCAUGUUAAUUCCAGUAACAUUUCAGAUGAUCAUCCUAGUGGUCUAUGACCAGUUUUUUGUGCCUUUUGCUCGGAAGAUCACUGGGUACACAAGUGGUAUCACGAGUCUUCAACGUAUUGGUAUCGGCUUCCUUUUCAUGCCAAUAUCAACAUGCGUGGCGGCACUGGUAGAGAUGAAAAGGAAACAUUAUGCAGAAGAGCAUGGAGAGCCAAUGUCAGUGUUUUGGCUAAGUAUGCAGUUCUUCAUACUUGGGAUCAAUGAUGUCACAAACUUUGUGGGAUUGUUGGAGUUCUUCAAUGGUGAAGUUUCAAGGGGAAUGAAGUCAAUAGGAACAGCUAUAUUUUGGUGUGCAAUUGGGUUGCCAUCUUUGCUUGGGAGUGUUCUUGUUAAUGUUGUGAAUAAAAUUAGCAGAAAUGGAGAUAGAGAAGGGACUGGAUGGUUGGAAGGGAAGACUUUGAAUGAGAGUCAACUUGAUAAGUUUUAUUGGUUGAUGUCAGUGAUUGGUGUCAUUGCAUUCUUCAACUAUUUGGUUUGGGCUAGGAAGUAUGUUUACAGGCACAAUCCUAGGAUUUCUGUUUCCUAGUGUUUGUUCAACAAUUGUUGUACUUACCCUAUGAAUUGUAAAUGGUGAACUUUCUAAUGGGGAAAUAAUAAUUGGAUUAAA